Molecule: messenger RNA, 2028 nt
Organism: Rotaria socialis
Lineage: Eukaryota; Metazoa; Rotifera; Eurotatoria; Philodinida; Philodinidae
Source: the annotation of a GenBank genome assembly
AUGAAAGCUUCCAUUUCAGCUUUGCUUAUAUUCAGUUUAUUGUUCCAUGAGGGAAUCAGUCUGUCAAAUGGAAUACCUUCGAGCGCAUGUGAUAAAAUCAUACUGAAGCAAUAUAAUGUGGAUCCUACAGCUUGUUCAUCGAAUUUUAUUAUCAAGUCUUCGACAUCGAGUUAUACAAUUAAUGAACCCGUUAAAAUCACAAUCAGCAGUACUAAACCAGAUACAACCUUCACCGGUAUUUAUUUAUUAGCUCAAGAUCGUAGUAGUACUAAAAUUGGAAGUUGGAAAACAACAGAUUCAUUAGUUGAAAGUGCAUCAUGUAAUGGCCUGAUGCAUAAAUCAAAAGUAGAAAAAACUAGCAUUGAAGCUGUUUGGUAUCCUACAGUAAAUGUUGCUGAAUAUAUUACAAUCAAAGCAAUAAUUAUUGAAAAUGAUAAUACGAUCUAUGUUAAUUGUUACAAUGUCAUUAUAACUCCUCGAACAAUCAAUAAUUCGUUAUUCAACAAUGGAAACGAUUCGACAACCGAUGCGACAACAACUACGGCUGCUAAUACUACUGAAACAGCUAAUACCACAAUGAUAACCACAACAGAAGCUAUGAAUACUACCGAAGCAGCUAAUACCACAAUGGCAACAACAUCAACAGCUAUGAAUACUACUGAAACAGUUCACACUACCAUGCCAACUACAUCAGCAGCUAUGACUAGUACUAGUCCAAGUGCUGCAAACACAACAAAGACUCCUGCGCCAACAGCUGGUGUUUCCGUUAAUGUAACAUGGACAUACAGCAAUAUGACCCAUACUACCGAUGUUCUAAUGACUAUUCACAAUUUAAAAGCACAACAAUGGACUGCUGUAGGCCUUGGAUCACAACAAGCUAUGGGUGAAGCUCAUGUAUUUAUGUGUAAACGACUUGCUAAUGAUACAAUUGUUAUAAACCGUUAUAUAAAUCCUGAUGGUCAUCAUCAUCCUGAACAUGCCGGAUCAGAGCAAGGUGGCACAUUUACACCUAUUAAACAAGAAUUCAAUAAUGGUGUUGUGUUGUGUCAGUUCAGUUUAUCGAAUUUUACCGAUGGAUCGAUUGAAGACAUAGAAACUAUUGACCCGCUUUCGCCAUCAAAGUUAUAUUAUCCAUUGUUCGCUAUCGGACUCCUGAAUAGCACUACUAAUGAGCCAAGAAAACAUGGAGAUGAUUCACACACAGCUCUAUCCGAUAGGGUUCAAUUAGAUCAAGAUAUAAGUCUAUUCUACAAGAUGGGAACUCCCGAUUCUAGUAGUUCACUCAAAUUUUUACGCGCACACGGAAUUAUUAUGAUCUUCACAUGGAUAUUAAUCGUUUCAACCGGUGUUCUUAUUUCACGCUAUUUCAAAGUUUCUUGGGCCAACAGUUUUAUCUGUGGUAAAGCUGCAUGGUUUGCCUCUCAUCGAUUUAUUAUGAGCGUGGCUGCAAUUCUUACACUGCUUGGAUUUUUCUUCGUUUUAGCUUUUCUUAAAGGUGCAUGGGUUACGAAGGGUUCCACACGACAAUAUGCACAUUCAGUAACAGGCGCUAUUGUAAUAAGUUUAGCUUUCUUUCAACCGUUCAUUGCAUUAUUCCGUUGUGAAUCCGACAGUAGAUUCAGAUUUAUUUUCAAUUUGGUCCAUGCAUUUGUCGGCUUUUCGUCAUUUAUUCUCGCAACUACAACACUUUUUCUAGCAACUUAUUUUGAAAUUUUCAAAGAUCACAAAGGUCGUACUAUGAUGAUAAUAUGGUCGAUGUGGGUUGCAUUAAUAUUUAUUACUUUCGAAAUUAUUCAAUCUUAUUAUCGAAAGAAAGCGGGCGAAUCAAAUUAUACAAAUAUUAAUGCAUCUAAUGCAGGUCUAGGAGAAAAUGUCGAAGGUCCAAAAUCUUCAACUACUCCAUUAGGUAUUUUUGCUAAUGCAGAAGAAAAUUCAUCACAAACAAAAGUAAAAAAUGUUCUUCUGGCUGUUCAUGUGCUUGUUGCUGCCAUAAUAUCAAUUGUGAUGGCAACAAAUCUUCAAUCGUGA